UUCACUUCUUGUCGAUAACCAAAAUGGCGGGUUGAUAUGAAACACUUGAGUUUGAAGUUUCUGUGAUGUUUUUGCUGAUAUUUCCACUCAGAAAUGACAGCUACAGGGAAGGGUAGUAAGGACAGGCGGGUGCUGACCUUGGCUGCGGAAGUAGCGGAAACAAAAGACAGAAAUGUGCCAAUUUUACUCUUAGAUUUACAAGAGAUUGUAGACAGUGUCCCUGUAGGCAGCAAGGAAGCCACCAGGAUCAAGAAUGAGAUUUGGACCUAUGACUUGCUACAGGUGCUCAUUCUGGUCCUUAAGCAGGACUUUGACAGAGUGCGAGGGGGCUGGGGGACAGCUACCAAGCUUGCUAAUCUGCUGAGCCACUGCUGUACAGGCCUAGAUCCACCAGACAGCCAGGAGUUUUACCAACUGUCACUGCCAGAAGCUGUAGAAAACCAGCUGAUGUUGAGCAGAAAAAUUCAGACAAAGUAUCUGAAAACAGAUGAGAAUAUGACAAACAUGAGAAGAGACCUGUUGGACCACUUUCGUGGUGUACUGGAGGCUGUGACAUACUUGUUUAGUGGGCAUGUGUUCCUUACUACUAAUGUGCUGAAGUCCCAGUGGCUGCUACAGUUGUUAAUCACUGAUGAUGUUGACACCGCCCUGUCCUGUAUGACACUUAUCUUGAACUGUACACGUGUCAAUAGAGAUGUAUUUAGUACCUUGAGUGAGAGACUGGUGAACAGUAUCCUGGAUGAGCUGGUGUACAAGUUAUCAGCUAGCACCAACAUGGACAUAGGAAGUGCUACCACCAGAAUUCUCCUCACCAUUUGUGAUACCAACCCUCCAAUGGUGGAACAGAUUUGUAUCAGAUACAGAGGUUUACGUCCUUUGCUUAGCAAGUGGACAGGAAAAGGUUUUGGUAAGGAUCUGAAGCAGUUGAUCCUUUUACUUGAGUCUGGCAGUGCUCAUCGGGCUAAAAUGGAGCGGCUCCACAGAGCAGCCACCACUAUACAGGCCAUGUGGAGGAGCUUCCAGACAAGAAACCAACUGAAGAAAGCAGACAGAGCAUUUGCAAAGUUGCAGAGAAGUUUUAGAAUAAAACGAGAGAGGACACAGAAGGAACGUGAAAAUGAACAGCUGCAGUCAGAACUGGAGCAUCAGUUAUUAUUGGCGAGGAGAAAAGCCAUCAGAGAAUCCAGGUUGAAACAGCUGGAGCUUCUCUCUAUAAUGCCAGCAGCCAAGUCUCAGAAGUAUCUGGAAAGUGUCCAGGAAAACGCUGCUCUCAAGAUUCAGACAUCGUGGAAGGGUCAUAGAGUCAGAAAACAGCUGACAGAGAGACAGGCAAAUAUGAAGAGAGUCAGAGCUGCAGUGGCCAUACAGAGAAAGUUCAGACACUGGUCUGCAAGAAGAGAGAGAAAGAAGAGGGAGCCACUGGCGUUCCAGCGCCCUCCUGGUCUGACAGAUGAGAGGAGGGUGGAAAUUCAACAGCACAUUACAAGGUGGAGGGAAGACCAUCCUACAAAAUGCAAGACAAGGGCUCAGCAAGAAGAAAUCCACAACAAAGCCCAGGAGCUUAUCCAGAGGAACCAGAUGUUGAACAGGGUGACACGCAAGAAACAUCUAGAGAGAGAAGCCUUACUGGCCAUGAUAGAAACUGACUGUGAUCUACUACUCAAUGCUACCAGUUUGAAAGACGUGACCGAAAAGGACAUUGAUGUGUUUAGUUCCAAGUCUGUCCCCAUAGCAACCAAAGCUAGACUUAAUCACCAGCAUGAGUUAAGGUUACUACGGCAACCAUGGUAUAGAAAGCUGGGAGAUGAGUUUAAAGAGACUGAAUAUGAGGGAGAAGAAGAGUUGUUCUAAGUCAGCUGAUGCUAUGAAAGAUGGAUUCCUCAUAUACAAAAUUAAUAUCUUUAUAAUGGAAUUAAAACUUCUGCCGUCCAGAUAGCUGUUUUAUAUACUGUAUUUCACACAGUUGUGGCCUCAACCGUGAUGAAUGUUUAGUCUUUUUUUAAGUCCUGUAUUGAAACAUUUUUUAAGCAUUCCAAAAAUACAAAACGAAUCAACUGUAUUAAUGCAUCGUUCUAGCAACAUAAGAACCACCGUACCACGCGAUGUGGGAGCUUGUCAAUGAGUUAAAACGGGGGCCACUAUUAUUUGAACUACGGCUGUGUGACAGUUUCAACAUUCUGAUAUGUGUGUAUUUAUAAUUGCUUAUGCGUUUGUUUACUUUUGAUAAAGCAAAAUAAAUAUUUUUCUUAUGUCAA
Molecule: messenger RNA, 2255 nt
Organism: Lingula anatina
Lineage: Eukaryota; Metazoa; Brachiopoda; Lingulata; Lingulida; Lingulidae
Product: IQ calmodulin-binding motif-containing protein 1
Biological process (GO): cilium assembly
Cellular component (GO): cilium
Molecular function (GO): calmodulin binding
Source: RefSeq, a predicted model, not a curated record